ACCCCCUUUGGUGUUGAAGGAACUUUGGGAGUUUCAAAGCAUUCGUGUGAAGAAGAUUUUGAUUACGAGGCUGGAGCAGCUCGAGAUGUCGAUGGCCGACCGGUUUUCGAUGGUCUCUCCCUCGGGGGGAUCAGGUAUGAGUUGGUGGAUCGUGAUGCCCCCACCUCUUGGGUGAUCGAUGUUGCUGGUCACCUAGCGACGUACCGGGGAAGGGUCAUGGAGGACCGGACGGAUGAGCCGGGACGUCUGACGAGAGGAGUGCUACGACGUAUGGAGCUGAGUUUUGACUUGCCGCCCUCAGUUCACUGUGGACCAGGUACUGGUCAGGGACCACCUGCACCACCUCCUGCUUCAUCUUCUGAUGACAAGGACCCAGCAGAGAUCGAGCCUGUUGUUGCUGCACCUGUUGCGCCACCUCCUGCUACUGCUAUCGAUCCUACCGACGUGGCGUCGUCCUCUAGGCUUGUGCGGCCGAAGAGGGAGUCUGUUGUCCCAUCUGCCUCACGUCUCUUUUCUUUCUCUUCACCGCACGGCUACCGUGUGGACCCCUUGGUUAGGGUGGUGGAGGAGGAUGUUCUUGCAGGAGAGGUGGAUGUGGAGACCGGCUCGACUAGGACGGUGCGCAGGACAGUUAGGAGGGAGGUCAUGGACUUGGACACCGAGAUGAUUACGGUGGAUUCCGACUCUAACUCCGAGAGCAGUGGGGAGAGCUACUCGCCGAGCAGCGAUGAGGAGGAGGAGCUAUGAGUUGAGCUGGGAGGGUAGGUUAGGCUGGCGUCAUUUUUUGUGUAGAGCUCUGAUCGUCUUACUUUUUGGGACAGGGUAGGUUCCCGAUGUGUGGCUUUUUGUGUGGUUCUUUUGAGGAGGAUCACAGAGAGUCUGUCGGAGUAUAGGGGUCUUUUGUCCAGGCCGUUUUUGGGUGCCGACUUUCUCUUGGAUGACUGUAUAUUUGAUACUUUGACCUACAGUCCUGGUUCUGUAUAUAUUUGUCUGCGGGCACACUACUUUGGAGUCACUGCGAGUGCGCGUGACGGGAGAGUGCAGCUGAGGCUGUACAUGUGUAUAUAUUUGUAUAUUGGUUAGUUAGUGUUGGGUUAUGUCUUUAUUUUCUAUCGCUUUAUUUAAAAGGAAUCAAACGAAAAAAAAUUUACCUGUUUUCCGCGUAAAGUUUAUUUUUGGUUACUAAAGUGACACCCGGAAAUCGGGGUGUUACAUGUAACGUAUUACAAUAUGUGCUCUUUUGGCCUCACCUUUUUAAAGACGCCUAUUAUUUGGUAUAGUCAUGUGUGAAUGUAACAUCUCGCACUCUCGCCGACCAGUAAUGACUUUACAUUAGUGUUGAGAAUAAGCUAAGAAUAUAUGUGUGUGUGUGUGUGUACGCGCGCGUGUGGUAUGGUAUGUUUGUGCAUGUUAAAUCUCAAUUUAUGCGUAGUCAAACAGUCCAUGAAUCGAUUAGGGCAACACCGACCAUGAGGACCAAGGACAUGGUUGUCACAACCCAAUAGGAGCUCAAAACCUAAGAGAGAAGCAAUCUGAUCAACUCUCUUGAUAAUGAGGAGUAUUAUCUCAAAGUGAUCAAAACUUGAGCUGAGUCGAAACACUUAGACUCUAAUGACUUAUAUCACAUGAUACUGAGCAUUGAGAAGGGAAAUACACUCUCAUAACUCAGCACUAUGCUUGAUUAAUAGGGCACAAUGACAUGUUCGUUCUGUUCUUAAGACAUAAUUAAAGUCGAUUUGAACGUACGACCAACCGGGGUAACUUGUCAUUAUGCCUGAUUGAUUAGGUCAUUAUUCAUCAAUAGUUACUAACCCUAACCAACCUUAAACUCACUCAGACCACCUCUACAGCAGACCAGCUCGUGAUUCACAAUCACAUCAGCCUUAAAGCUUGAGCUAAACCUCUAGCAUGAAACUCCAUUGGUAGUGCAACAAGCUUAAGUGCAAAGCUUGAUUUUGAAAAAUAAUCAUCUUAUAGGCUAUAAAAUGGCAUCCUUUGAAGCCCUUAGACACCCAGAAACAGAGCUUGAAGUUCAUAAGCAAGUGAGGCAGAGAGAAGAGCCCUCAACUCUCUCAAAACUGAGUCAUCAUCAUCACCAUUUCCUCUCUUUGAUUCUUCCUUUUAUUUGAGAUUUUAUGAGUAAUUAUUCCUCCAUUGAGUCCCUAGGAGGUAGAGGACUCGAUAUGGGUUGGUUUGGUGAAGAUCUAGGCAAGAAAAUAGGGAAACCGAUGAAGAUUUAACGAUUCCAGCGAAGCUGCCCAUAAUCAAGCGACCUGAAACUCCACUUUUUGGCCAUCUCUGAUCACUCUAGCGUCACCCAUCACCACCAUUUUCUUCCUCUCAACAAGGGGAACAAGGCCCAGUACCUAGAGGUGCUCUGGCGAGCCAACCACCGCGAGCGCCGCCGUCAACCUCGUCUUCUCCGGCGAACCAUCGAUUGUAUGAACCCACAACUUGUUUUUCUUCGUGUUUUUCGAUUCUAAAUUCAUCCUUAAGCUUAUUAAGAUGAAUUUAGGAAGCAUUAGGAUAGUUUUAUGCCUUGGAACCAUAGGAAUCAAGAGAGACAAGUUUGAGCUAUAUUACUUGAAUUUUUCUUGAGUUGGAGCUCUGGUCGAGCUUUUGAGCACCACGAGACCAUGAUAGGAACCCUGGAACCCUGUUGAACGUGAUAGGUAACCUAGAAGAUUAAGAGAGAUCCUGAGGAGAGAAAUUAAUUAUCUCACCUUCUUGGGAAGCUUGAAGAAGGAAGGUUCGUGGAAGAAUUUCAUGGCCAAGCUCUCUGGAACCUAGUAUAUUAUAGUGGAACUUUGAGUUUGUGAGCUUGAGCUUGAACUUAUAAACCAUAGGAGAAAGAAAGUGAUAACCCUAGGAGGAAGUGUGUAGCUUACUGAGGUUUCAAGGGUGACUUAGGGAAGGUUAGAGUUGGAUACAUAUAUAUAGGGGGAGGGAGAGAGAAGGAAAAACCUUGGGUAGAAUUUGAAAGAAAACCCAAAGUGAAAUACUCCCUCGGUCCCCAUUUAUAAGUCACUUUUAUCUAAUUCUCUAGGAUUAAGAAAAGUAGUUGCUAGCAAUAAAUUGGUAAAAAGUUUUAUCAACUUUCCUAGAUUGCCCCAUAAAUUCCUCUCUCGAAAUUAAUUUUCUUCGAAGUCACACCAUCUCUUUCAUAUUAAAUAUGGGGGUAAUUUUGGAAAAGGGUAUUAAAUGAUGCAUUGGUCUUAUAAAGUGACUUAUAUUUUGGGAUAGAAAAAACUCUAAAAAUGUGACUUAUAAAUGGGACAGAGGGAAUAUAUGAGUAAUGAGAUAGAAACGAAAUAAUUGAACUUAAAAUGAGAUAUAUUUAAAAAGUGCCAUAAUAAUAUGCUCUUUAGACUCGUUGUGACAUUAGUACGAUCAAUAAUGCAGAGGAAGAGGACUCGAACUUCCAUGCCGAGAAAAAGUUAAGGGCCUGUUUGGUUUGAGAAAAUGUUUUCUAUUUUCAUUUUCUAGUUUCAUUUUCUGAAAACAGUUUUCAUUUUUAAAUUUCUAAAAUUAAGAAAACAUGUUUGGUUAGACUUGUUAUUUUCUAUUUUUGAAAAGUAAAAAUAUUGAAAAUGUGUUUGCAUUAACCAUUUUCAAUAAAACAGGUAUGAACUAUAUUUUGUAAAAAUUUAAAAAUGAAAUUUAUUACUAAGAAUACAUUCAUAUUUAUGAGAUUAAUUUUUAUACACCGACGGUGUAAAAAGUUAUACAUCAUCAUUCAAUCACAACCUUCCAUUUUCUAUUUUAGAUAUUAUUAAAUUUAAAAUUAAUUGUGAGCUAACAAAAUGGAGGGAUGCGAUUGAAUGAUGGUGUAAAACUUAUUUACACCGCCGAUGCAUAGAAAUUAAUCUCCAUAUUUAUUAUGGAACACUUUAUAAAUUAAAUAAAAAUGUUUAUUAAAGGUUGAUAUUUUUCAAUAAAUAUAGUGUUUAAUUCCCAUUAUUUUAAUCUGUGCAAGACUACCUACCCACAAAAAAUCCGUGAAGAGUCCAUUCACUCCCUAGCUUUUUUAUUUUUGGUCAAAACUCCCUUGCUUUAUACAUUCUACAAGAGCAAAAGCAUUUUCAUGAAAAAAGAAUCUUCCUUUCAGGAAGUGACGGAUUGACGGUGCUGGUUCAUGGAAUUUUUUAUUCCUGAAAUUCGGUGUGUGCUUCACCAGAGUAAAAUGAAAAAUUUCCACUUUUUUUAUGGACAAUCGGAGUCGAACUCACUACAAGAAAGUCAAGUGAAUAAAAAAGAACGGAUUUAAAACAAACUUUCACCUAUUCACAAAAAUGCCACCGCGUCUUUUUCAUUUCCAUUUCCUGAGACUUUCAACAGAAAACGUAGAAAACGAGUUUUUUUUUAUUUUCAGAUUUCCACCUAUUUUGGAAACAUUUUCUUUAAAAACAUUUUCAUAAAAGUUAAGUAAACGCAUUUUCUAUCUAAUUUCUCAUUUUCUUUGAAAAUGAAAACAGGAAAUGGGUAAACCAAACAGGCCCUAAAUAUUCGAGGUAAGAGGGUUGGACAAGACCUUUUCUUAUUACAUACCACAUAAGUUGAUCGUUACAAUGAUAGAAAGCAUAUUAUUAUUGCUUAUAUGUUAUUGAAUACAUGCUUGAAUUAUGAUCGAGGAUUGAUUGAUUAUGUGAAGUUGAGAUGCUUGUGAUUGCUAUUAUUGUUGCUGAAGUGAUUGUACAUAACCGUAAUGCUGCCUUGUUAUAAAGGGUUAGAAGUACACUAUAGGAUAUAGUGGUACUUAGGAAUGAUAGCCUUAUGGCUUGGUAGCAAAAUUUUCAUAAGACAAUGACACUUAUGCAUUUGGGGUAGAAGGGAAGAGGAAAAUGAUCUCGCUGCAUAAUGAGUUACUAAUACUAGUUUAUGAAAAUAAGCCUACCCAUAACUUGUUAGGAAUUCGCAUUUAGGAUAGUUAGAUUGAUAAUAAGAAUUAAGGAGAAGAAGUACGCAAUGAACCCUAUUCAAAAGAAAGAGUAUAUGACCAUUAUCAGACGGAGUGAAGAUUUCCUGUUUGGAAAACCCGACUACCUGAUCUUGCAAAAGCUCUGACCUAAGCAGGUUUUGAGGAAUACUUACUCAAGGAGUAAGGAAAUGGAUGCCUAUUUCUAUCUUACUAUAAAAUGAUACGAAGAAUAAGGGGGCGUAUGUUUGAUGAUUGCAAUAAAAUACAAGGAGUGACAAGGAGUAGGAAAGUGUUGUCACUACCACUAGAGGAGAGUGGGAAAACAGAGACACAAAUGGUGGUCUUGUGAAAGUUAGGGUAGAAGACAUGGAGUUGCUGGAAGGAGAGUUCUCUUUGGAGGAAAUUUGGGAUACAAUUAAGAUAUGGAAAUAGUUCACCUAGGCCCGACGACUUCAAUAUUAAUUUCUUCAAGCAGUUUUGGCAUAUCAUAAAAGAGGAUGUCCUGAAGGUUUUCAAGGAUUUUCACUCAAAUGGAAAACUUGUUAGGGACCUUAAUGUUGCCUUCAUAACUCUGAUCCCAAAGGUUGGAAAUCCCAACUCCCUUUCCGAUUAUCGUUCUAUUUCUCUAAUAGGAAGUGUAUACAAAUUGUUAGCCGAAGUUAUAGCUGGGAGAUUGCAGAAGAUUAUGUCGUGCUUGUUGUUACAGAAUCAGUUUGCCUUCACAAAAGGGCAACGGAUUGCGGAUGCGAUUCUGAUAACAAAUGAGGUGGUUGAUUCGUUGAAGAAGAGGGAUGAGGGUGGCCUUCUUUUGAAACUUGAGUUCGCCAAGGCUUAUGAUAAUUUACACUGGUCCCUUCUUUUAACUACCUUGAGCGAAUUGGGGUUUGGACAUAAGUUGUGUUGGUUAAUGGGUCUCCUACAUAAGUUUUUUGAGAUUGAAAAGGUCCCAAGCAAGGAGACCCAUUGUCUCAUCUUCUCUUUAACCUAUGUGUGAAUACCCUCUCCUAGAUACCUCUAAUUGAAAAGGUAAGAGCCAAGCUGAGGCAUUGAAGCCCAAUUCUUUUAUCAAUAAGUAGUAGACUUAUUCUCUUAAAAACCGUCAUCUCUCCUAUCCCAAUUUACUACAUGUAUGUUUUUAAGGUCCCUAUUGGGGUGGUAGAAGAUAUUAAAAAACUAAUGAGCUCCUAUAUAUGGGGGAGGUAUGAUGGUGGGCGAAUGAUUUCAUGGAUUUCUUGGGACCAAGUAUGCAAUAGUGUGGAAUCGGGCGGUCUUGGGUUAGGGUCUUUGAGAAGAAAGAAUGAAGCACUUCUUAUUCAGUGGGCAUGGAAGUUUGGCACCGAGAAACAUGCUCUAUGGAGGAGGAUCAUGUGUGCAAAAUACGGUGGAAUGAAAGACGCUUGGUCUUUCAAUUUUUGAUGGGUUGUAUGGGGAGGUAUUCGAAAAUUAUGCAAGACAUUAUAAGGAAUCUCAAGGAAAAAUCUUUGUUGGUUGUUGGCUUUAGAGACCAGUGUAUAUGUAGAGUGGGAGUGGGAGAAUCAAUUCGCUUCUGGAAAGACCCAUGGGCAGAUUACUUACCACUACAACAAUCAUUCUCUAUGGUGUUUUCUCUCUCAAAAAUAAGUCGGUCAUGCAUCAUGACAUAUAUUUUGGCAAAGAAUGGUUGUGAGAGGGCGAUCCCAAUCUGUACUGUUCUCAAUCCCCCACAACCUCUGGAUCAAUUGUCAAUUCCCUCUUAGUGGGGUGCUGAUCCAUCUCUGGAUUUUGUUUUGGUGGCUCACCUUGUAUUGUCGUAGCGCGAGGCACAUGCUGCGUUUUCCUAGUUGCUCCCAACAGGUUCUGUUUCUUGGUCACUGAUGAAGUUUUGGCCUUUUGGUUGCAUGCUUGCUUUUGUAGUUUUACAUCAUUGUUAUUUUGCCUACAUGCUUUUGUGUUGAAAAGGAUCCCCCUUCGUAAGGACUAAGGACCUGUGUCAGGAGAAGGUUUAUUGGAUUGUCAAGUAGCUGAACGGGACUCUCUGCUUUGUGACUCAUGAGUCUUUGGAGCCUAUUGGACAAGUAUUGUUAGGUUGCUGAUAUCUCCUUUUUCAUCCUGGGCACUUCUUCCUCUUAGUGUGAUGCUCAAUGUUUUUAUUUAACUUCUCUUGGUUU
This is a messenger RNA of Lotus japonicus, 7065 nucleotides long. RefSeq lists its product as uncharacterized. The transcript is spliced from 3 exons. Lineage: Eukaryota; Viridiplantae; Streptophyta; Magnoliopsida; Fabales; Fabaceae. The coding region runs from base 217 to 747 and encodes 176 amino acids. The record is from RefSeq and is a predicted model, not a curated record.